AUGAUUGGUAACCAAUUUGUUGUAACGGAACUUGACUCCAUUACUCAUGAAUUGGAGUUGAAGUUGUUUUCACACCUUUCAAGCGCAUCCGGUGAAUAUGAAUAUAGUACUAGAGGUCGAGAACUUGAAAGAGAAAACAACCUUCUUCAACUUGUGAAGCAUGAAGUUGAUACCUGUGUUAAUUCAAUUAAUGAUGGUAAAGAUAAAUAUGUGGUGCGUUAUGACAGGAUUAUCGCCGGUUUGAAGGCUUUACAGAGAGAUGAUUUUACAGUAGAAAGAGCUGCCGCAACACAAGGAGAGAGUCUUAUGAGGAAUGGAAUUACAGACUAUUUAAACGUACUUGUAUAUCAUACUUUGGUUGUAAAAAACCUAGAAAAAUUGCCUGUAUUGUUGGCCGAUCAAUUGUAUUACCAACAGAUGGCUGGUUCCCGUUGGUACAAUAAGUUGAUAUUCGGUCUAUGCGAGGCGCCAAAGAAGGCUGCUAGCUUCAUUAAAGAGAACAAGUGGGAAGAACUACCAGCCGUACUGCAGCGGUUAGUUCAGGUUCGGAAACUCCAAAUUGUUGGAAUUCCGCUGCAGAAGGCAUGGUAUAGUUGGGACUGGUACAGAUUACCUGUAACAGUAGUAGAAGCCGAGAUUGCUCAUAAGUUAAACCUAUUAGAAACUCAAUUGAACCAAGAGGUCGCAAAUUUCGGGCAAUUGGUUCACGAUUUUCCGAGAAAGCAUGGCGAUAGACUACCUACAUUAUCGAAAUUUCUAGGGCUUGAUCCAGAUUCCUCGCAAUUGGAAGUUUUAUGUGAGGUUGAAAAGUGGGACCUGGUUUCCCAGGCCCCCACACCAUCUAGAACAAUACGCUACUGGCCGUCAUUAUUAUUGCUAUUAGUUGGAGGACCUUCAGCAAUUCUCAACAUUUGGAAUUCGAGAUAUGAGAUAGCAAAUUUUCUCAAGAGAAACUUGUUUGACUUUACUAGAAAUUUGAUCACUAAUUGGAUUGUUGAGCCAAUACAAAAGAUCUGGUCUACGGUACGUCAUGACCCAAAUUCUUCAAUUGCUCUAAUGUCUCAGGGCACUCUAGACGCUGAAGUGGGUUCACUGCAGCGUAUGAUUGUGGACUUUGUUCGAGAACACGAGUCUGCUAAUACCAUGGAUACAGAAAGCUUACUAAAAGAAGUAGAAAUCGGUAAUCUCACCAGAUUCUUGGAAAUAUACGAGGCACAAAUUCGGAAACCAGUUCGGAACAUUGUUAAGGGAGAUCUAAUAAGAUCAUUGUUGAUCCAAAUUCAAAAAGGUAAAGUCGAUAGCUCCAUUGCGAUACACGGUAUAGAUCAGUUGUUAAAAUCUCAACAGCUUGUGUUUGGAAUAGUCUCUUUGUCACCAGCAUUACUUUUGUUUGCAGCAAGUUGGGUAUCGCUAGAUAAACUGAUCAGAUACCGCACUAUUUUCUCCAAACAGUCUUAUUAUAGAGAAAGAGUCUCCAUGUCACUAAACAAUGUCGAACGACUGCUGAACUAUUCCUCUAACAUACCAGAAGAAACCGUUUACUAUAAUAUAGGUUUGCUAACACUAGAGAUGGCCAUAGUAAGACAGAUGGGCAGCAAGUUCUUACCACAAGGUAGAAUGACAACAUGGUACCGUGAUAUUGAUGACUUAGUCAAUGCUCGUUCCUUAGAUAGACAAGGAAAACUAAAUGUAAUCAACAGGAUUUACCACAUCUACGGCAGGUAUCUCUGA
This is a messenger RNA of Eremothecium sinecaudum, 1731 nucleotides long. RefSeq names its product Nca2p (gene NCA2). The coding region runs from base 1 to 1731 and encodes 576 amino acids. Gene Ontology annotation, cellular component: mitochondrial outer membrane. The record is from RefSeq and is a predicted model, not a curated record. The transcript has a single exon. NCBI's taxonomy places the organism in Eukaryota, Fungi, Ascomycota, Saccharomycetes, Saccharomycetales, Saccharomycetaceae.